Molecule: messenger RNA, 1704 nt
Organism: Iphiclides podalirius (scarce swallowtail)
Lineage: Eukaryota; Metazoa; Arthropoda; Insecta; Lepidoptera; Papilionidae
Source: the annotation of a GenBank genome assembly
AUGUGGCGCCGAGGUGGAUUGGGGGAGUCCCCCGCGCUAACGCCGCGGCCGGGCGCUUCGCCCGGCCUUCUGCGACGCCGAUACUCGGUACCCGAGACUGUCAUGCGCAAGUAUCGCCUAGCGCAACUAAACAGUGAAGAUGCCAGUCGUACCUCUGCGGAAACUUGUUCGUGCUGCGCACUACCAGAGCCCGCUCCACGCCUUUUGCGACGCGAUCGAGAGCUCAUGCGCCGCUCAGCCCUGCUGCGACGGUUGCAUGGCCGCGCCUGCCGCGCCUGUUGUUGCGGCGGUUGCGAGUGCUCAAGAGCUACGCGCUCCUUAGAUGCCUCGCAGUCUGAACUGCGUCCGUCUUCCAUUGCACGACGUUCCCCUGCUUCGGGGCGCACAUCCCCUAAGCGUUUGCGUUUAGAAUCCCCCACCCCUCAGGAAAGAAGUAGCCUCAGCAUGGACUCGCCUAAUAAUGAACAAACACAAAGUCGCAGAGCAUCUGUGCCUACUCUUGCUGAUAGUCUACUUAGUGCCGAUAGUGACAUAGACUUUAGAAUAAGUCGUGGUACCCCUGAGACCGAAGAAAAGAAGCAACAACUAAAGGUAAAUUCUACUGGUGACCAAAAGGCAAAAGAUAUGAGAAGCGCGGGAACUUCCCCUAUGUCCAGUAAUAAUGUAAAUAAUAGUGCUUUAAAGCAAAGAAGUGAGAAGGCCAUAUCGUCGCCUUUGCAGAGAUCUGCUGCCACAAGUCCAAUUAGAAAUUUUACAAUGUCAACGCAAACACCAUUACCACGAAGAAAAAGUAUAUCUAAUCAGCUGCAUCAAUCGCAACAACAGCAGCACCAGAGGAAUAAAAUUCAACAGACGGGUACCCCACCACGCACCCAGCAGCAAGCGCACGAGCUACCAAGGACUCAGCAGCUGCAACAGAAGCAGCCACGAUUAAUGAGACACCGUGUCGCGCCAGAACUCGCCCCACGCCAGCACCUUGUCGAAGGUGGGGGGAUUCGGUUGAGAGACACUUUCACCCGGCGGCGGUCCGUAAGCUCGCAGCGAGAAGCCGAGAGGCUGCCGAGGUGCGGUAACGGACACGGGGAGAGGCUGGCGGCAGUGAGGGUGGGCGCGGAGAGUGGCGCGGCCGGUGGCGCCUCGGGCAGCUCCAGUUCCAGUGAGUCUGGCGGAAGUCUGCUAUGCCCGCUGGCGCCGGCGUGGCUGCAGGCGCGCAGACGCCGCCGCCGCGCCAAUGCCGCAGGCGCAGGUCGGUGGGCGGUGACGGUGGCCGGCUCUUGCGCCGCCGCCCUGCCAGCGGACGUCGAGAUGCGGCUUCGGUUCCCCGGGGCGCAGCAGCAGCCGCGCGCCACCGCCACUCACGCCGCCCACGCCGCCCACGCAACCCACGCCACCCACGCAGCCUACGCGGCCCACACCGCCCACGCCGCCCAGCCGGCGCCCCGGCAUGGCGAACCCCCGUCACCGCCGUCCUCGCGUCGCGCACAAUACUUGGCUGGACUACUUCAUGACCAAGUACGAAGUGUCAAUCAUAUCGGGGGCACGCUCCCCAAGGGGAAAGCCGUAUGCAAAUGGAAGAACAGUUUCAUUAAGGAGACCUGGGGAAGUGGUGACGUCAACUUGGGAGUCACCAACGAGGACAUAAAUGAGGACGAACAAAGCUGUGCGUUUAACGGAGUGAAUGAUAAUUGGGACGAGUACAUCGAC